This is a messenger RNA of Anolis sagrei ordinatus, 2578 nucleotides long. It is a transcript of the gene SLC25A38, whose product is annotated as solute carrier family 25 member 38. Gene Ontology annotation, molecular function: glycine transmembrane transporter activity. Gene Ontology annotation, biological process: glycine import into mitochondrion. The record is from RefSeq and is a predicted model, not a curated record. Gene Ontology annotation, cellular component: mitochondrion; mitochondrial inner membrane. NCBI's taxonomy places the organism in Eukaryota, Metazoa, Chordata, Lepidosauria, Squamata, Anolidae.
AACCGAGUCCUUCCAGCCUGAUCGGGGGGCGUGGCUCAGCAGAGGAAAGGCUGCUUUUCUUGGAGGAGCCGCCGGGAUCACUUUUCGGCGGAGGGAUCCUUAACCGCGGGGAAAGCCUCCUAUAGGAGCCGAUGCCCCUGUCUUCUGAGAUGGACCCGGUGCUGAAAGCCUUUGUUUGUGGUUCCAUCAGUGGGACGUGCUCUACCCUGCUGUUCCAGCCUCUAGACCUGCUUAAAACUAGAUUACAGACCCUUCAACCUGCUGUCAAUGGGUCAGGUCGAGUUGGGUUGGUAACUCUGCUCUUUAAGGUUGUUCGCACCGAAAGUAUACUGGGGUUGUGGAAAGGCGUUUCUCCUUCCUUUGCAAGAUGUAUUCCUGGUGUGGGGAUUUACUUCAGUACUUUAUAUAUGAUAAAACAGCAUUUUCUGCUGGAUCGCUCCCCUACGGCACUGGAGUCUGUUUUUCUGGGUGGAACCUCGCGCACAGUCGCUGUUGUUUGUAUGUUGCCUAUCACCGUGGUGAAAACACGGUACGAGAGCGGACGGUAUGGUUAUGAAAGCGUACAAGGUGCCCUCCGAAAUAUCUAUCGAUCGGAAGGCAUUCAGGGCUUGUUUAGUGGCCUGGCAGCAACACUCCUCCGUGAUGCACCUUUCUCUGGCAUCUAUCUGAUGUUCUACGUACAGACCAAAAAGAUAGCUCCGUAUGACCAAGUUGAUCCAUCCCUUGUGCCUCUUGUGAACUUUGGCUGUGGAAGCAUUGCUGGGAUUCUGGCAUCACUAGCUACUCAACCUGCUGACGUUAUAAAGACCCAUGUGCAACUGUCAUCUGAAAAACACCUUCGAACAGGCCAAGCAAUGGCCUUAAUCUUCAGGGACUAUGGAUUGACUGGUUUUUUCCGUGGUGCCGUCCCAAGGGCCUUGCGGCGCACACUGAUGGCAGCAAUGGCAUGGACUGUAUAUGAACAGAUGAUGUCUAAAAUGGGGUUGAAAUCCUGAAUGGGCGACUUGGACUGGAGGAGUUUGUUUGAAGAAGACUGUUUGCUCUUCUGGUCACUAUGAUUUCCUGGCAUUCACUACCUGGGAGCUGACUUAUUCUCAUAGAUAUGGAAACACUAUAGAUUCCUGAGAUGAAGAACCAGGGACUUCAGGUGUGUCAAGAUGGGAGAAUCAUUCCAGGAAAACUUUAUCUUAACUGACUUGGAAAAGCACACAACCUGUUGUGUGCAGGUCUAAAUGAAGGCUCAACUCCUUCAGAGAAAUGUAUUUGGGAAGUCCUCCUCAUCCAAUUGUUCCGAGCAGCUUUUACAAAGAAUCCAAAAACAAGAGUGUAGCUGAGACUUUUGAUUCUAGCAAAGACAUUACUUUCCGUGUGGCUUUCGUCUUCAUAACUGUAUCUGUCUGGCUAUAUCUUCAAUGUGUAUUUAUUCUACAUCCACAAAAAGGAUAUAUAGGCGAGUCUUGCCAAGGAUUACUGAAAUGUCACUUUGUGCAUUGAUUGGUUACUACAGUGGUUUGUACACUGAGCUUUAAGAGUGAGUUAACCUUGUGCCUGACAGCAACACUAUGGGAAAUGAUCACAUUCCUUACAGCCGGACUGGGGAUUGUGUGGCUCUGUAGAUAUUGGUGGACUGCAUCUCCCAUGAUUCCGCAUCAUUUAUUGUCCUGACUAGAGAGCUGCAUGCUCCCUGUUCCUGUGUUAUGGGAAACUAUUAGUAUGCUAAACACUUUGAUAUAUAGGCACUUGAUCUACAUAAAUGCUCUUUUUAAAGCACUUCUAAAGGUUUUUUGUCCUUUCAUUUGUGCUUGAAAUAUACCUCUUUUUAACCAUUUAAGCUGGCACAGAUUCUUCUCAAGCUAAGGUAUUAUCUGUCUAAACCAGAAGAGCAGAUGUUAUUGGACAUCUUUGACCAUCAGCCCUGGUCAGCAUCACCAAUGGUCCUGACCCUUGAAGUUCUACUCCAAUGUUUGGAAAGCCUUUCAAAUGUCUCAUUUCAUGGACUAUAAAAAUGUUGCUGUCAGGCUGCUCAUUAGCUGAGCAUUGCUUCUUACUGUGCGUUCUUUACUCCAAGGAUCAACCUUGGAGAUUAUGUUGUAGUAUUAUCGUUGUCUUAGGACAACCUGCAGAUGUUCCCAUCCUUCUCAGCCAAGCAAACCCAUGGGCAAAGUGAUGUGUGUGACAGCCUAGCAUGUUUGAGGAAGGUUGUUUGAAUAUGAAUGAGGACUAUUAACACCUUUUCUGACUGUAAGUCCCAGCUAGCAUUCAGUAGUUAACGAAUAAUGGACUUCACAGUGGAACAGCAGCUGGAGCACCACUCAUUGAGCAAGGUUGUUCUAGAAGAAUAGCUCGGAGUGGGCAAGAAAUAUAAAACAGAGGAAGAAAAUCAUUUGAAGUAAUGACAUGAUUAUAAUUGUGUAGCAGGGCUUCCAUGUUAGUGAGAAGCUUCCUUAAUUUUCCCAAAGAUGUGAGACUUGAUGCCUAAUUAGAGAACUUGAAUAUUUGAACCAUGACUCCAUUUGAUUUCUGAGUGUCUUCAACCAUCUCUUUUGUUAUUAAAGCAACGGAUAUUUUUGAAAAAAAA